This is a messenger RNA of Carica papaya (papaya), 1558 nucleotides long. RefSeq names its product GroES-like zinc-binding dehydrogenase family protein. Gene Ontology annotation, biological process: formaldehyde catabolic process. Gene Ontology annotation, molecular function: zinc ion binding; alcohol dehydrogenase (NAD+) activity; S-(hydroxymethyl)glutathione dehydrogenase [NAD(P)+] activity. Lineage: Eukaryota; Viridiplantae; Streptophyta; Magnoliopsida; Brassicales; Caricaceae. The record is from RefSeq and is a predicted model, not a curated record. Gene Ontology annotation, cellular component: cytosol.
CAAAGCAGGUAGGUAAAGGCUGUGGUCAACGACUCAACACCCAAAAACAUUGCUCACCUAACCCACCAGCAGUGAUCGAGCAGCGAGACAGUUGACUUAUUUAGGAAGGAAGCUAGGGCGAGAUGCUUGCUUUUCUUCUUCUUCUUCUUCUUCAGUAUUGCACGGUGAAAAGCUAAAAUCAUCUGCAAAAUGCCAUCGCCUUCCAAACAAUCCAACAAUGUCAUAACCUGCAAAGCUGCGGUGGCAUGGGGGGCUGGGGAGCCAUUGGUUAUGGAGGAUGUAGAGGUCAGUGCGCCGCUGCCCGGCGAAAUCAGAAUCAAAGUCGUUUGCACUUCUCUCUGUCGCAGUGACAUCUCCGCUUGGGAGUCUCAGGCAAUAUUCCCGCGAAUAUUUGGUCACGAAGCAUCAGGGAUAGUAGAGAGUAUUGGAGAGGGAGUGGAUGAAUUUAAAGAGGGGGACCAUGUGCUCACGGUAUUCACUGGAGAAUGCAAGACAUGCAGACAGUGUAUGUCAGGUAAAAGCAACAUUUGCCAAGUUCUGGGAUUGGAAAGGAGAGGAGUAAUGCAUAGCGAUCAGAAGACCCGCUUCUCAAUUAGAGGGAAACCUGUUUACCAUUAUUGUGCAGUUUCAAGUUUCAGCGAAUAUACAGUGGUGCAUUCGGGAUGUGCAGUCAAAGUCAGUUCAGUUGCACCUUUGGAGAAGAUAUGCUUACUGAGUUGUGGAGCAGCUGCAGGUCUUGGUGCAGCUUGGAAUGUUGCAGAUAUAUCUAAAGGAUCUAAUGUAGUGAUCUUUGGACUUGGAACUGUAGGCCUUUCAGUUGCACAAGGUGCCAAACUCAGAGAAGCAUCUAAAAUAAUUGGUGUUGACAUCAAUCCAGAAAAGUGUCAAAAAGCAAAGGCUUUUGGUAUAACGGAAUUUAUCAAUCCAACUGACUGUAAUGAACCCAUUCAAGAGGUGAUUAAAAGAAUCACUAAUGGAGGGGCAGAUUACUCAUUUGAAUGUAUAGGUGAUACUGGAAUGGUAACUACUGCACUACAGUCAUGCUCUGACGGAUGUGGGAUGACUGUCACUCUCGGUGUGCCAAAAGUGAAGCCUGAAAUUGCAGCUCACUAUGGACUAUUUCUUACUGGAAAAACUUUGAAAGGGUCUCUAUUUGGAGGAUGGAAACCUAAAUCUGAUCUCUCCUCAUUGGUUGAUAUGUAUAUGAAGAAGGAAAUCCAGAUUGAUGAGUUAAUCACCCAUAAUAUGCCAUUUGAAGAUAUCAAUAAAGCUUUCAAUCUUAUGCAAGAAGGGAAAUGUUUGCGUUGUGUUAUUCAUUUACCAAAUUAGCUUAUGGGUUUGUUGAGUAAAGAAAAAGAAGUGAUGUUGGAAAUUUUAUGAGUCUUUUUCUUAACGAUUAUUGUUUUGGGAGGGUGAUCAUUUUGUAAGUGUAUGUGAAACAUAAACAGUGUAUGAUUUUUCAUUAUGGACAUUUUGUGUUAGGCUACAUUAGAUGUUUUAUAUUUCAUGAAUUGAUAAUUCUAUUCCCAACAGGUUAGAUUUUGUUUUGUUCCAGUUA